AUGGAGUACAGGUUCCUUGUGACUUUUCUUUUGGUUUUAGAUAUUUCCAUUCUUAUUUCUGCAAAGUGCAAGGAUGGAUAUCGUUCCUGUAAGGAUAUUUUAUCCAGAUACCCACAGAGCAAGAGUGGGGAGUAUCAGCUGAUUACUGAGGACAGACAGACGGUCACAGUCUUCUGUGAGUUUUCGUCAAGAUUCCAUGGUUACACGUACAUCAAAGACUACCCAGGUUCCUCAUUUGAUUUGGGCGGACUUUACACAACAUCAAAAGAAAUCAAAGUUGUCCACCUUCGGACUUCUGGCAAGCGAUAUAGCACAACAAUGGAAGAGUUAAAUCGGUACAGCUUACAGGUUUCAUUGAGUUUUCAGGUCGACAAAAAUAAGGGCUUUAAUACACCACUGAAUGUUCCAUUUCUAGGGAAGUACAUUUAUGUUGGAUUCCUCCCAAAAGACAUUGCUGCAAACCGUAAUACCCAAGGAUACCGUGCCGGAUCUAAAGACUGGGAAUUUAGAAACUGUGACGCAAAUCCAAAUUCUUACAUCGCCUUUUUCUACAACAAUUCACCUCUACCAAUUCACAGCUAUCAUAGGCGUUGUUGCUAUAAUAGUUAUAUGCGAAAAUGGAUCGAUGUGUCCAGGGACUAUAGUCUGCGUUUGCCAAGAGAGUACUUCAGGUUUUUUGAGAUGCACAUGGGAGGGUGUGGAGGAUAUGUCGUUCCCGGAUUUAGUUCCUUUUCUGAUAUUGUAGGCGCCGUGCCUGGAUUUCGUUUUGAUUUUUCAUGUGCUGAUUUACAAUGUGGAAACGGUGGAUCAUGUUUGACGAAAAGAGGAAGACCUGUCUGCUCAUGUGGUCCAGGGUACAUUGGACUUCAAUGUGAAGUCAAAGUUGCUUAUUCCUGUAAAGACAUUGCUUUCUCUAGAGGUAAACCUACUGGAGAAUACAAGAUUUACAACAGACAAAACCAGCCCUAUAAAGUGCUCUGUGAAUUUCAUCAGACCUUUGGUUACACGUUUGUAUCAAACACGAAUAUGGCCAUCAACGUCGACGAUUUGUUCGAAAUCCGAUCUCAAGUGUUGGUCCGACAUUUGCAACAAGGUCAACAAUACGACUCAAAUCUGCAGCAGAUAUCCUAUUAUAAGAACAAGCCUUUGACAGUUAAGUACAACACAAAUGCUGGAUUCAACACUCCGGUAAACGCCAAACAGAUGGGUCCAUAUCUUUACCUUGGCUUCUUGGACGCAAGUACAGCAAGAUCCAGGUCGACACAAGGCUACAGCGUAAAUAACGCCGACCAAACCUUUCGUAACUGUGAUGCCAAUCCUAACAGUUACAUGGCUUUCUAUUUCAACAAGGGAAAUAAGUCUCCUGUUGGAUACUAUAAGAAGUGUUGUUACACGCCAUUGAUGAAGAAAUGGAUUGACAUAGGGGUACCUGUAAAUCGGGCUAAUCAACUUCCACAGUCAUACUUUCUUCAAUUUGAGAUGCACAUGGGGGGUUGUGGAGGAUAUGUGGUGAGCGGAUACAAUACACUUGCAAGUAUCCGCGGUGCUUCUCUGGGAAUGCGUUUUGAAUUAUGAAGUUAUGAAACGGAGCGGGAGAAAGAAAACAAAAGAUGAGAUAACAAAUAAUUUGAAUAUGAGUAUCAAUAUACAGUUUUCGUAAUAAAAACUGAUAUUUCU
Messenger RNA from Saccostrea cuccullata (small rock oyster), 1677 nucleotides. RefSeq lists its product as uncharacterized. The transcript is spliced from 5 exons. Bases 1 to 1575 code for a protein of 524 amino acids. Gene Ontology annotation, molecular function: oligosaccharide binding. The record is from RefSeq and is a predicted model, not a curated record. NCBI's taxonomy places the organism in Eukaryota, Metazoa, Mollusca, Bivalvia, Ostreida, Ostreidae.